Messenger RNA from Fusarium vanettenii 77-13-4, 1404 nucleotides. RefSeq lists its product as uncharacterized. Gene Ontology annotation, molecular function: phosphatase activity. Lineage: Eukaryota; Fungi; Ascomycota; Sordariomycetes; Hypocreales; Nectriaceae. The record is from RefSeq and is a predicted model, not a curated record. Bases 1 to 1404 code for a protein of 467 amino acids. Gene Ontology annotation, biological process: dephosphorylation. The transcript has 3 exons.
AUGUAUUCUAAGGCCCUUUCUCUUGGAUUUCUCUUUGGCACUGCUGCGGCUGAGACUAUCCACGGCGUCGUCGUCUUUAGCCGUCAUGGAGAUCGAACCACAAAGUGGUAUGGCGCUCAAGCCCUCACUCCCCUCGGCGCAGAGCAAAACUUCCAAGUAGGCAGCGACUACCGAAGUCGCUACCUCUCAUCCGAGUCGACUUAUCAGAUCCUCGGCAUCUCAGAGGAUGAAUACAAGCCCGCGCAGGUUUAUGCCAGCGCUCCCGAUCAGGGCAUCCUCAUGAACACUGCCACUGCGUUUUUGCAGGGCCUCUACCCUCCUCUGGCUGAUCUUGAUCCCGAGAUUGCUUCGCAGACUCUCAACAAUGGUUCUCAGAGUCAGGCGCCUCUUGAUGGGUAUCAGUAUGUUCGGCUGCACUCCAUCAGCGACAAUUCGCCCGAUACCAUCUGGAUCAAGGGUGAUGAUGCGUGCCCCAAGUAUGUCAAGGCAUCUAAGGCCUUUAUGGACAGCGAGGUGUUUGCUCAGCGCACGGAGGAUACCAAGGAGUUUUAUGAAGGUUUCUACGACGUUCUCUCGGAUGGAGUGUAUAACCUUAAGCCUGAGAACAUGACGUACAAGAACGCCUACAACAUCUUUGAUCUCGUCAACGUUGCACGCAUUCACAACGCUACUUCUCCUGCUCGCAACGUCUCAGAUGAGGACCUCUUCCAGCUUCGAGUCCUUGCCGACUCUGCUGAGCUCGGCCAGAACUGGAACGCCUCCGACAAGGCCCGAGCCAUUGGCGCCGAGACCCUCUCUGGCGCCAUCCUUACCCAGCUCAACGAGACCGUCACUUCUGAAGGAAAGCUCAAGUUCUCCCUCUUUGCCGGUAGCUACGAUACCUUCCUCGCCUUUUUCGGUCUUGCAGGUCUCCUCGACGAAGACCCUGCAUUCCACGGUCUUCCUGACUAUGCCUCCACCAUGGCCUUUGAGCUCUUUACCGAAUCCAACGCAUCCUCGUUCCCCUCUAAUCCUGAGAAGGACCUCCGUGUGCGCUGGCUCUUCCGCAACAGCACCUUUGGCGAGCUCGAGACGUUCCCUCUCUUCGGUACAAACGACGAUUCUCUCCCCUGGACCGAGUUUGUCAGCGAGAUGGAAGAGCGCUCCAUCACUGACGUGGGAGAUUGGUGCACCCAGUGCGGCGCAAAGGAAGAUUUCUGUGCAGCCUACGAAACCGACGACGACGAUGAAUCCGCCGAGACCGAGGAUGAAAAGGAUGGAAACAAGGGAGGCAUGUCCAACGCUGUUGCCGCUAUUGUUGGAGCUAUUGCUUUCAUGAUCAUGAGGCGAAAGAAGGCUGCUGCUCCCCACGAGAAGAGCAGCGUCCGGAGUGGAAGCACUGAUGAGAAUGCCGCCAGGGUUUAA